UUAGACAUAAGCAAUUGAAAGAGCAAAGCAAGUUCUGUGGGGGAUCGUGGAGAGAUAAUCAUUCAUCACUAACGAGUCCUUACAGAUGCAGCUCAUCAUCUUCUUCUUCUCAUUUCGUCUCCUUAUUAUCACACUAUUACUUCCAUUUCUUGUCGUGGGGUUUGACGAUUGUAAGGAGAGCAGGUGCAGGAGAGGCGGCCCCGGAAUCCAUUUCCCUUUCAAGCUUAAACAUGAGCAGGCGGCGCAGAACUGUGGGUAUCCCGGAUUCGAGUUAUCCUGUGAUAACAAUGGCAACACUGUGAUAGAGCUUCCGCAUGAGGUGCAAUUACAGGUUGAUCAGAUUGAUUACGCCUCCCAGCAGAUCUUCCUAUCCGACCCUGAUGCUUGUCUUUCCGGCAAGAUGCUAUUACACCUUAACUUAUCUCUAUCUCCAUUCCAAUAUUCUGGCUCAUUACACUGGUACGACUACUCCCUAUUCAACUGUUCUGCAUCCAAUGAUUCUGGUGCCACAAUUUCUGAUGGGUUAAUUCCCUGUCUUGGUGUUCCUGGUCACCAAAUAUAUGCCAUUUUCUCCUCACAGUCCAUCGAUGAAUUCCCGUCCUCAUCUUGCGUAAAGUUUCGUGAAAUUACAUUCUUUUAUCCUUUAGAGGAUACUCUUCAACUUAAUUGGACAAGUCCAUCAUGUUUUAAUUGUGAAGCACAAGGCAAAGAUUGUAGGUUAAAGAACCAUAAUAACAUCACACUGGGAGUUGAAUGCCUUAUUAGACCAAAGAAGACAGGUGGAUCCAAAAACCCAAUAAUUAUUGCAGGUGCCAUUUUGGGCUUCUUUCUGUUGGCAUUUGUGAGCUUUGGCGCCUACCAGUUUUACACCACCGGUAAAACACAAAAACAGAACCAGAAAAGAGUUGAAAUGUUUUUGGAAGAUUACAGUGCUAUGAGGCCAACAAGAUAUAGCUUUGCUGACAUCAAGAAAAUCACUAAUCAGUUUAGUGAGAGACUGGGAGAAGGAGGUUAUGGAAUUGUGUACAAAGGGAAGCUUUCCAGUGAAAUUCACGUGGCAGUCAAAGUGCUGAAUGAUUCCAAGGGGAACGGAGAAGAGUUCAUUAAUGAAGUCGGGAUAAUAGGAAAGAUCCACCAUGUUAACGUGGUUCGUUUAGUAGGGUAUUGCGCGGAUGGAUUUAGACGAGCACUUGUGUAUGAGUACUUGCCAAAUGAAUCCUUGGAGAAAUACAUAUUUUCAACAGCAGGUGGCUCAAAGAAUGUUGCCCCCCUGGGUUGGAAAAAGAUUCAAGAAAUAGCCCUUGGUAUAGCCAAAGGAAUUGAAUAUCUCCAUCAAGGUUGCGACCAACAAAUUCUUCAUUUCGAUAUCAAACCCCACAACAUCAUCCUAGACCAUAACAUGAAUCCCAAGAUAUGCGAUUUUGGACUUGCAAAACUGUGCUCCAAAGAGAAAAGUGCUGUCACCAUGACCGCUGCCAGGGGAACCAUGGGUUACAUUGCACCCGAAGUUGUGUCGAGGAACUUUGGCAAAGUCUCUCACAAGUCAGACGUCUAUAGCUUCGGCAUGUUGCUUUUGGAAAUGGUGGGAGGAAGGAAGAACUUCGAUGCUAACAAGGGGACUAAUGCCAGCCAGGAUAGUUUUCCAGAAUGGGUGUACAAUCACCUGAAUAGAGGAGGAGAGUUGCGAAUCAGAAUCGAGGAGGAGGAGGAUGAAGCAAUAGUGAAAAAGUUGGCGAUAAUAGCAUUGUGGUGCAUUCAAUGGCAACCGGUAGACAGGCCUCCAAUGAAAGUGGUCGUUCAAAUGCUAGAAAGAGAGGGACAGGACUUGGUGUUACCCUCCAGCCCUUUCGUUGCAACAAAUGUGAAUGAUGUCCCUCCUAUUUUAGCAGAGACUUUUUACAGCAAUCAGUUUUAAGUCCGAAACUAAUUAAUAAUUUGUAAAAUAAUUUUGUAAUAGAAUAACUAAAUGUAAUACACCUUCAGGGCAUUUGUUUUUCACCAAACAAGUAGCUAGUUAAAUAGUUCAGAUUUAGACUCUGUUUGGUAUAACUUAUAGUUUAAUCAUAUUGGCAAAUGACACCAUCUCUUCAUUAAUCAAAA
Messenger RNA from Ipomoea triloba (trilobed morning glory), 2100 nucleotides. Its product is annotated as rust resistance kinase Lr10-like. Gene Ontology annotation, biological process: protein phosphorylation. Lineage: Eukaryota; Viridiplantae; Streptophyta; Magnoliopsida; Solanales; Convolvulaceae. The record is from RefSeq and is a predicted model, not a curated record. The transcript has 3 exons. Gene Ontology annotation, molecular function: ATP binding; polysaccharide binding; protein kinase activity. The coding region runs from base 86 to 1915 and encodes 609 amino acids.